CCUGUGUGUUCUUUCCGGUUCUUGCUUCAGUAAUAACAUCCAAAACAAAAUAAUAGCCGCUCAUAUCUACUGUUACUUUUAUUACUAACUUUAAUAUCUUACAUCUGCCACUGACGUUACUCUGGCGAUCUCGUAGAUGGCGACAUUAACUCUUUAACACUACAGCACAACUUCAAAUUUGGAAGUGUUUUUACGACCGAACGUAGACGUCGGAAAGACGGUUCUUGAAGGUUCGCUGGUGAAAAAUGUGUUAAGAUUAAAUCUGUAGUAACGGGACAGCCUGCUAACGGUUCUUCUGCCUGCAUUCGUGCAUGUGAAACGCAUGACACAGCACUCCUGGCUUUGAAAAAGUCGCAGCAUCAGUGUCCUGCAGGGGCAGAAUACACCCGAAUACACCCCGCUGCAGUCUGCAGAGCAUCCGCACUCACAGCAGGCUUGGUGGUCUCCUAAAGCUACUCAGUAUAUUCUGGAAAAAAGGCGACACAGGUCAGUACUUUGCAGGACCUGAUUGUGUCUACAAUCCCUGAGCAGCCAGUAGGUGGCUCACAACACCUCCAACUAGCAGACAUGAGGUCAGGAUACAAGGCAAACAGAAAGAACAUGGAGUCCACUGACAGAGGCGAGAACAUCUCAGUGCAGCAGCCCGUCCAAGCACACUGAUCCUAACACAGGACAGCACGCACCUGCAGCUGUAGCAGCAGUUUAAAAACAUCAGGAUGGCUCAUGAAGAAAAGAACCCGCUGCCUCCAGCAGGGACCCUCUCUGAGGGACAGCGACAGUCCCUCUUUAAGAUGGAGCCCAAGACUCUAGGGGCAAUCCAGAUUGUUAUCGGGAUUUUGAUCCUUUGUCUGAGCGCGUCUGUGCUCCAGGUUCACGAAGUCCACUUUACCGGAGAUGUGGCUCUCUUCCUCAUCGUUGUCAUACAGGUGACUGUGUCUGGGUCAGUGCUGGUCCACAGUGGGAGGAGACCUACUCUUUUCUGGGUGAAAUGUGUCCUGGUGCUUCAUCUCAUCAGUGCUGCGUUUGCCACCGCUGCCCUGGGUCUAAUGUCCAAGCACCUCCCCUACCGCCAGGACUCUUACCACUGUGAACACUGCCGUAAACUGGAGCUACAUGCUGUGCAACAUUGUUUCAGGAAAUGCACCGGGCUGAUCGAGCAAAAGUGUAAACUAUUGAUUGAUGGUAUUCUGGGAACACUGGUUAUAUUCCUGGUGCUUGAGCUGCUAAUCUGCAUCACUGCCAUGCUGUUUGGUCUCAGCGUCCUAGCUGCUGGUGGCAGCCAGGCCCCCAGUGAGAGACCCGUCUAUCCACAAACUCGCCCCCCACCUGUCCCAGCUAUGGAGACUGUUCAGGCCGUUCAGUCUGCUCGAGCUGCUGCUGAGCCAACUCAGCAGGUGGCUGUAGUUGUGACAGAACCUGAUUCAGAGCAGGUAGAGGACAUCUCCACCCCACCCACUGAACCCCAGGUGGAGCCAAUAGAAACCACAGAACCCUGAACUCAGCACACAGAGCUCACAGUGGUGUCAUGUCAGUCACAAGAGACAGCUUACAUCUGAGUGUCAACAGGGAAGCCAUAUUCCGUAUGUUAUGCGUUUGGAAAAUAAAUGUGAAUGUUUAACAAGUUUCUGGCAUGUUUGAUCACAGCAUCAGUGUUAGUGCUGCUGUCCCUACAGUAUACUAUGGUGUAGUUGUGAAAUGGAACAGUUUUAUUACUAAUGUUGACAUGGUAGCACUUUAUAAUAAUGUCACACUAUUAAGCCUUAUUAAGGUAUUAACAAGUGAGUAAUUCAUCAUUUACACAGCAUUACUGCGCCGUAGUAUGCCAUUUAUACUUCUAUCAAUAUCAAAACGCUACAUGACUUAGUAGAUUAAUAAAGUUGUGAAAUAUAAAGAACAGAAUUGGUCGAUAUUAUAAAAGCAGCGAUUUUAGCCCACUGUCUGUAAUACUGUGUUCGACUGCCCCAGCACUCUCAUCCUGCUUGUAACUCAGGGUUUCUCUCAUCAGCUGCUGACGUGUAAGCCUCUUACUUACUUAUGCACUGAAAUGUUCUCCAAUGAGAACUCAAAGAGAGAAAUAUCUCUAAAAAUAUAACGGUCAUAAUGCUGUUCUCAUCAUUGUUUAUUGUUUUUGGCAAAUUAGGGACAAAGAUGAGGUUUUCAUAAAAUCCGAGCAGUUGGAACUCAAGUCGUUAAAUCCACAGGACACAUAUGUGUAUCUCCACAGUUAUUUUAGCAGAUCAAACCUAUCUGACACUGCUUUCAUGUAUGGCUUCUUAGUCCUGUUGUCAUUCUUUGUUCAAACCACUAUAAUAUAGAAUUAAUUGUAAAUGAAUGUAUGAAAACUUUAAUCUCACUGAAAAUAAAAUUACUGCUGCACAGAUAAAUCACUCUCUAAAGCUUAGCUUGAAAUGUUGAAUUGUUACUAAUGAUUUUUUUUUAGCACAAAUCUGCUGAAUCCAAAGCGGGGUUGUUCUGUCGAGUCUACAGAUUGUAUGUUAAUGGAAUAUUAACCACAGCCUUGUCUUUUUUUUCUAUAUAAUUUUUAGAUCAUUGUGAAUCUUCCUUAGCAUGCACACAUAAGGCCACAUUCAAUUCUGCUAAAUAAAGUCAAGCUUUGUUUUA
This is a messenger RNA of Oreochromis aureus, 2622 nucleotides long. RefSeq lists its product as uncharacterized. Gene Ontology annotation, cellular component: membrane. NCBI's taxonomy places the organism in Eukaryota, Metazoa, Chordata, Actinopteri, Cichliformes, Cichlidae. The transcript has 10 exons. The record is from RefSeq and is a predicted model, not a curated record. The coding region runs from base 717 to 1496 and encodes 259 amino acids.